AUGCCUAUGCCAUUGCAAUCAACAAAAUUUAAUUUCGAACACCAGACAAAUGUUAGCUCUAGUCAAUUCCGUCCAUUAAUGGCCUCCAGUCUAGAAGCAUCUAAACCGCAAACCAAUGCAAAGCUUUCAGCAGGCGUUCAUAUUUUCUCCCUGCCUAUUCGGCGAAUACGCGGACUAGCAACGGCUCUUAAUAGACAAACGUCUUGUGAGUAUAUUUUUGAGACCGUUGGACGAAUCAUUGAAGAAGAAACGCCAUUUAAAAACGUUUCUUGUGGCAUUGCGUUUCGACUUGAGGAGUAUAACGGUCAAGCUAGAGGCCUUCACCUUAAGUGCAUCUUUGUCGAUAUGGAGGAUAUUAAUCCCACGAUACACUACAAUGGUGUUUACAGAUGUGUCGGAAAGUUCUCCAUUCAACACGGAACCUUCCAGUGCUACUCAGUUGCUCCCUGCGAUGAAACAGAUCUGCAGCUCCAAGAAAUAUUUCAAAUGUUCUCAGACAAUGUCAUUGCCCAAAUGUUGUCACGAAAUUAA
Messenger RNA from Rodentolepis nana, 531 nucleotides. The record is from the annotation of a GenBank genome assembly. NCBI's taxonomy places the organism in Eukaryota, Metazoa, Platyhelminthes, Cestoda, Cyclophyllidea, Hymenolepididae.